Molecule: messenger RNA, 1743 nt
Organism: Colletotrichum lupini
Lineage: Eukaryota; Fungi; Ascomycota; Sordariomycetes; Glomerellales; Glomerellaceae
Exons: 10
Coding region: 1-1743 (580 amino acids)
Source: RefSeq, a predicted model, not a curated record
AUGUUGUAUGUCCAUUCCUGUAGUAGACCAUCCAUCACCGUGUUAUGUGUUAUGCAUCUGCCUUAUGCUCCCACUACGGCAGUGGUUCCGAUCCAUGUCUUGAUACCUACCCCACGGCUGUCCUUCCGCGAUUCAUUCCCAACUCCGGCCAAGCGCCCGUCGCUGUGGGAUCCGUCCAAGUUGCGAGAUGACUGUCACAAUCGAAGCCUCACUCACGGACAUGGCUCAUCUGCCAAUUGGAUGACAGAACGCAGUUCCGUUACCCUGCGCCACCACCUCCCACCCACAAUCGUUCCCGAGUCGUUGAGCUCGCAUAUGAAUAAACCCAUGCAGCAGCCCGCGGGGCAACGCAUAGGGCAGACACACCGCUGUUCACCAGCAGGGCAAGCCAGCUCAGACGCUCGUCUCAUCCUGUAUCCCUCCUACUGCGUACGCCUCCACGGCCUUCAACGCCGCCGCACGAGUGUCCCACGUCCCCUGCUGCCUGACCCUGCCUCCCCGUCCAAGCGUGCAAGGCCCAAACUCUAUUCUCCCAUCACCACCUCCAAGCGUCAAUAUGGCCUGAUACUGACAUCUUAUUUGGCAGUUCGAUCUCUGCAUCAAGCUGCGGCUACAGCUAUCUCAAACCAUGACUUCUCAGUCACCCUACCCAAAGCAAAAUUCAUCGCUUUUGCUACUCACCUCUUACCUUGUCGCCUGUUGCCAGAGACGGUCCAUUUCAACCAGUUCUACAACGAAACUCCAGCUUCCCACUCUCCGACGCCACAUGUCUUGCCUAUGAACAAGAAGGACUGUCGCCAGACGGCGAUCAAUGCGCCCUCUGGAGGGCCCUUGUUUCGUUGCUUUCGGGCCUCUCAGGACCACUUCGCCUCUCCCUUGCCUGGUCAUCCAUGCACGUCUUACCGUUCCUGUGUUACCAUGCACACCAAAAACAGCCCGUACCUAGAGGGAGAGGCCGCGUCUGCAACCUCAUUCUUGUCCUCAGUAGGUACACCUCUGACACGGAUCGAUACUCUCGGCAUUAUCAACGUCGACAUCAAGACCAUCAUCACUGGGCAGGUCAAGUUGCUCUAUAGUCAAAGAGUCUACAGUUCCAGGAGCAACUCGUUGCGAAUGGCAAAAAAGGCCGAUGUGGCUUUCGUAGGUUUUACCUAUCCGUCCCCAGAAUACCUUAUACCCCAAGGCCUACCCUCCCUGUUGGACGAUUCGCGAGCCGCAACAACGACAGGAAGAUCGACAACCUUCUUGGGUCUAGAUCUGAACUCAUCAGUUGGCAUAACAUGCUUGCAAGCCUGUUUCAUCGACAAGUCGAAGCACCGGCCAGAGGAUGCAUUAUUACACCCUCCAUGGUCCCUGAAGAUCUCUGUGGCCCCCCGAGUCAAGACACCGGCUCAAGGGUCGCAACUGUCCUUUGUUUCUGAAGUAUAUCUCAUUCCCGUCUGGACAAUGUUGCCUUCGGAGCAGCUUUCCGGUCAUCCCAUCCCAUCGUUUGGCAACCACCACUCUGGAGCACAGGCUCGCAAACUAAAGCGGAGGCGGCAUAAGGUAGUUCCUCUGAACAAGUGGUUAUCACGAGGGUCCCGUGAAACGGCCUCGAGCGAGCAAAAGAGCGAGGCCAACGCUCCUUCACAUGGGGCCUGGACGCGGCCGCGCAUGGGUCGAGCUGGUAACAAGAUGGUGUUUGUUCUUGUUUGUUGUACCGGACCUCUCGUUCUUUUUCCCAGAUAUGGUUAUGCCCAGUAA